Messenger RNA from Penicillium malachiteum, 552 nucleotides. RefSeq lists its product as uncharacterized. NCBI's taxonomy places the organism in Eukaryota, Fungi, Ascomycota, Eurotiomycetes, Eurotiales, Aspergillaceae. The record is from RefSeq and is a predicted model, not a curated record. The transcript has a single exon. The coding region runs from base 1 to 552 and encodes 183 amino acids.
AUGAAUCCCAUGAACCCCAUGACCGCCUUCAAAGGCUUCCCUGAUAUGUCUGGCACAGACCCAAUAGGGUUCAUGAGCGGGAUCCAACCACCUACCGGUCAAAUCCAAGAUCUCAAGCCCGGAAGCAUCAAGGCAAUCCCUCAAUAUGGCGGCAAUGACGGCAGUCCAUUCAUUCUUUACCCGAACUACCCUGGACCCAUCAAAACUAUUGAGGUCUACAGUGGAGUUUCGGGUGAUCCCCAGAGACCCUAUGUCAUUCGGGGUUUGCGAGUCGAGUGGUUCCACAGUCCCACCAGCCCACUCUACGGCCGCGAGACCGAUCGGAAAGAUACCUAUACCUUCCAGCCCGAGGAGCGGAUUCUUAGCAUGAUUAUCGCGAGUGGAGUUCGCACCGAUCGGAUUGAAUUCACAACUACCCACGGCAAUUUCAAGGCGGGCGGUAAUGGCGGAACGGCUCACGAUGUGGACGUUGCGAGCGGGAUCAUUCUUGGGUUCCAGGGGCGCUCGGGAUGGGAUAUUGAUAGUUUGGGAGUGGAAUUUUUCAAGGGCUAG